UUCUUGGACUUCGACGUGCUUUCCACGAUACGAAGUAGCGAAAUCAACUUAACUGUAUUUCAAAAGUUAUUAAAAGCAAAGAAGGAUAAAGAGGGCAAGGACUAGUUGUUUGGUGAUAGUGUCUAUGAACUUGUAAAGGGUGUACGCAAGGAUAAAAUACAAAACGUUCACUUGCGAAUUCGUUUUUCAGAUGUGCUGGUGGUGUAGCUAGCUAGCUAAUGUCAAAGCAUGUAAACAGCUACUGGUUGGUUUUAACGCAUGCUGUAAUCUGACAAAAACUAAGUAGUUGCUCAACUGGUGCAACAUGGGACGUAAGAAACAGGGCAAGUUUGUACGCCCUGACAAAGGCAAAGACAAACGGCACAAAAUGAAAGGGAAGUCCUUAGAGGCCUUUACAGAAGAAAUGCACACUGCUUUUGAAGCAAGUCUUCAUGUAGAGGAAGGAGCAGAAGCCCCUCAGGUGAAAAUGCCUUGUCCACUUGCCAUGUGGGAGUUGGGUCACUGUGAUCCCAAACGUUGCACUGGCAGAAAGUUAGUACGCAAAGGGUUCGUACGCAACCUGCGCCUCAAUCAGAGAUUUAAUGGACUCAUACUGAGUCCAAUGGGCACAAAGUAUGUGACGCCAGCAGACAGAGCGAUUGUGGCUCAAAAUGGUUUAGCAGUGAUUGAUUGUUCCUGGGCCAAACUGGAGGAGACUCCCUUCAAUAAGAUGGUCGGAACUCAUCCCAGGUUACUGCCCUACCUCGUAGCUGCAAACCCCGUCAACUAUGGCAAGCCUUGCAAGUUAUCUUGUGUUGAGGCUUUUGCUGCUACAUUCUGUAUUGUAGGUUUUGAAGAACUGGCAAUGCUCUUAUUGAAGAAAUUCAAGUGGGGGACAGUGUUCCUGGAACUCAAUAAGGUUCUGCUGGAACGCUAUGCUGCAUGCCAGUCAGAAGAAGAGCUGCUGUCUGUAGAAAAGGAGUUUCUCACGUCCAAACCAGAGGAGGAGGAAUUUGAUCCUUUUGAUGUUAAUUCAGGAGUCGAAUGUAGGAAUCUCAACAGACAUCAUUGUGCACCUGAAGAUGCUGAUUCUGGUGAGGAUUCGGACACCUCGGACGAUAACGAAGAUGAAGCAGAAGAUGAGAAAACAGAAAGCAAUGGCGAGUCAAGAACAGUCUCAGAUCAUGAAGAGGAAGAGACUGAAUGAAAGUCAUCACAAUAAAGUGUAUUUCAACUAUGAAUCCCUUUUAUACAAUAGCUGGCAAAACUUGUUUUAAGAAGUCAUUACUUAUAAUGACUUUUUUGGGCUAUUGAGUUUUGUAUCAAAAAUGAAAGCUUGAUUGUGUGUUUUUAAUGUAAAUGCAGACAAAAUAAAUGAAUAUUUGGAACCUUCA
This is a messenger RNA of Seriola dumerili (greater amberjack), 1373 nucleotides long. RefSeq names its product TSR3, acp transferase ribosome maturation factor (gene tsr3). The record is from RefSeq and is a predicted model, not a curated record. The coding region runs from base 305 to 1186 and encodes 293 amino acids. Gene Ontology annotation, biological process: maturation of SSU-rRNA. The transcript has 6 exons. NCBI's taxonomy places the organism in Eukaryota, Metazoa, Chordata, Actinopteri, Carangiformes, Carangidae. Gene Ontology annotation, molecular function: rRNA small subunit aminocarboxypropyltransferase activity.